Molecule: messenger RNA, 456 nt
Organism: Leptonychotes weddellii (Weddell seal)
Lineage: Eukaryota; Metazoa; Chordata; Mammalia; Carnivora; Phocidae
Source: RefSeq, a predicted model, not a curated record
AUGUCAGUCAGCACCUACAUGCAGGCUGAUUAUAAGGUAAAUCUUCAGGCAGAAGCUUUUAAGUUGCUUAUUGUAUUUCUGACCGAAGAGGAAGACCCUGUGAUUAGCCAAGUAAAUCGAAGGAUUCAGCUCAUCACGGGGCUGUCAGAUGAAACAGUAGAAUUUCUCCAGGUUGCUGAUUACAGUAUUGGAGGCUUCUUUGAACCUCAUUUGGAUUAUUUCUUGGGAUUUGACAGCGAGCCUUUGGAGCCUGACGAGACAGGGAAUCGUGUGGCCACAUUCAUGACUUAUAUGAGCGAUGUCGAAGCUGGUGGUGCCUCUGUCUUCCCACACCUAGGGUCUAUCAUUGCGCCCAAGAAGGGGACAGCUAUGUUCUGGUAUAACCUUCUGCAGAGUGGGAAAGGUGACCACCUAUUUCCAGUAGGUGGUUCCAUGAGCGAGAACAAGAGUUCUUGA